Belonocnema kinseyi is the source of this 1134-nucleotide messenger RNA. RefSeq lists its product as uncharacterized. The coding region runs from base 141 to 1040 and encodes 299 amino acids. NCBI's taxonomy places the organism in Eukaryota, Metazoa, Arthropoda, Insecta, Hymenoptera, Cynipidae. The record is from RefSeq and is a predicted model, not a curated record. The transcript has 5 exons.
CUUAGUAGCUUCAGUUUCUAAUUACAUAUUAACCGGCCGGAAUUUUUCUUAUAUGCAAUUUCCAAAAAAGUAAGAAUCUGCUGCUAGCGUCUUUCGAAGAUUUGCAGUCUCUCAUUGUGAGUUUUGUGAAAAAGGUCACAAUGAGUAAGCCUACGAGAUAUAAAGAGUAUCUUGAACCUGGUUCAGAUGAGCCCAUUCCAUCAAGCUCAAGGUACAGAUACAAGAAAGCACGCAAAGAAGAGAAAGAAACCGAUUCCUUGGUGAUGAUGGAAGACCUUGAAAUGCUUCAGAAUUUCGAAGAAGACGAAACUUUUCAGAGUCCUGUCUGUGCCGAAGAGACGUUAAUUGAAAGCUCGGACAUUUCCGAACGAGAGAAAAGAACGGCAGAUGUAAGCGAUGCUGUUUUCAACGUUGUACAGUCGUUAGCACAUGACUUGGACCUCAUUGAAAACGAAACAAAACACUAUGCUGAGGGAGCAAGUGAGGUCGCUGAUGAUUAUUUUACUGAUGCUAUCGAUUAUGAGGUUGAUAUCUGUAUGGACACAAUUGAUGACAACACUGAACCGGAAAAUGAAGAAGACGAAGUUCAAAAUUUACAGAAAAAAGGUUUUACAUCACUCGAAGAUGCAACCAACAACGAAGUUUUUAGAAAACCUACUAACGUGCCGGUCAACAAAACUGUAGGAGAAGUAGUGAUCAUGAUCUUGAAGUUUGUUCUAGUGCACGCGCUUUCAUUAACUGAGGCUACUGAUUUAUUUUUCAUGAUUAAUUGUAUUUUUGCAGAAUCUUUUCUACCAAACACUCGAUAUUUACGUAACAAAUUAUUUUAUCAGAAAAGUUGUAUGCAACUCCACGGAAUUUGUUCUAAAUGCGGUGCAUUUAUAGGUAAAUUGAAUCGGAAGGAUCGUCUUGUAAAAUGUAAAAUAUGUAUGACUACAGUCAAUGUUAAAGAUAAAGCGUAUACGGACAUCUUUGUAAUGAUGGAUGCCGCAUCUCCGAUUUCUAAAUUAAUAGAGUCGAAUAGUGCUUAUUACAAUUGAAACGCUUGCGACCAAAAGGGGACACGACCGGAUUCAUUGUAGUUUUUGAGAUAAUUGGUAAAAAGUGGAUUUUUUUAAAACGAAAAAUUCCCAU